Molecule: messenger RNA, 1359 nt
Organism: Neospora caninum
Lineage: Eukaryota; Apicomplexa; Conoidasida; Eucoccidiorida; Sarcocystidae
Product: 3-hydroxyisobutyryl-CoA hydrolase/ catalytic,related
Exons: 14
Coding region: 1-1359 (452 amino acids)
Cellular component (GO): mitochondrion
Molecular function (GO): hydro-lyase activity
Source: RefSeq, a predicted model, not a curated record
AUGCGUUCAAGUGCAAAAUACGAAGCUAUAGAAGACCCCACUCGUACAUGGGCGCACGCAGAUGGCGGCGGCGACCUGUCGCAAGAAGUUCUCGAGAGGAGCAACGUGGGGAUGGGGACGUGCAUCUUGAACAACCCUUCGGGUGUUUUGAACAUGAAAGGCCUCUGCGGUCUCUUCCGCAAACUUCGGGACCUCGAAGUGAACCCUCUGAAGCGUUUUGUGAUCCUCACCUCCCGUCACAGCCACCUCUUCAACACAGGCUUCGAUCUCAAGGAGCUUCUCUUCUUGGCGGAGCUAACGCAGAUGUCCGAGAAAACGAUUCCUCUCGUGGCGCUCUGGCAACUGCGAAAUCUGUGCGACGUUGCUUACCUCGUGCACAACUAUACCAAACCCCUGAUUGUUCUCAUGAACGGCUCCACAGCUGGCAGCGGAGCGGCGCUUUGUUGUCUGGCGAACCGGAGCGCGGCGUAUCAUUCCUCAUCCUUCACGUGCGACCCUACAGCGUACGGGUGGAUUCCGGACUGCGGCAUGUCGUUCGUCCUCGCGAACCUGCGAGGCUCUCUCGGCGUCUUCCUCGCGUUGACGGGUCACACACUGUCUGGUCCAGAUCUAAUAUGGUCAGGUCUCUGCAAGCACUGGAUGUCGCCCGAAGCGCUACCCUUCCUCGAACUCACUGCCGAGAAACAGCUGGAGGUGUCCGAGCGCGAAGCUGCUGUGCUCCUCGAGGAGCAUUUCCUCGACGCACCUGACUCGUACUCUCUCGACGACUGGGAGGAAGUUAUCCACGAACACUUCGGUGCCCCGACAUCUCCGCGCCGGUCGCUCCUGUUUCGUUUUAUUGUCGCUUCUCCGCCCGGGGCCCUUUUCACGCUCGCCUCCGGCGUGGUUGCGGAAGUCCGGGCCCGCCUCAAGGCGACGGCGUCCCGGCAAAGCGCGAGCGUGGAGGGACAGAUGCAUGCAGCUUGGGCGCGGGCCGUCCUCGACCGCCUCGCUCAGCGAUCACCUUUGGCGGCAGACGUCACCUUCGCGCUUAUCCGGUCGGUGCAACAACUGAAGAAACACAUUAUUCAGGAUGCAGGAAUUUUCCGUAGCGAGUGGCACAACUCCAAACUCGUCUUGUUGGCGCCCGUCGCAGCUUCUGACACUGUCUCUCAAACGCUACGUGACUGGAUUGACAUGCGCAAAGCUAUGUCGGUUCGAAACGCUGCAUCUGCAUACGCAUGGGGUAUUGGAGUCGUGCGCCUUAGCUUGGAGCAAAUUCUCGAAGCGGUUGAAGACCGCUUGGUGCAGGAAGCUCUUCAGCUGGAGCUUCGCGCUGCCCUUCGUCUCCUCGCGGUGAGUUCUGAGUUCUGUGGCUGA